Molecule: messenger RNA, 264 nt
Organism: Scutellospora calospora
Lineage: Eukaryota; Fungi; Glomeromycota; Glomeromycetes; Diversisporales; Gigasporaceae
Source: the annotation of a GenBank genome assembly
AUGCCUAUUUCUAGGUCUACUUCUAAUUCUAGUAUUAGUACUACUGGAAAUGAUGCUCCUCAAUUUCCAAGGAGAAUUCUACUUCUAGAUCAAAAUUGGUCCAUCGGUUCUAUGGGUGAUGUUCUUCCUUUUAUAAAUCUGGGCGUGGGUUUUUCUCGUCGUGGACAUGAUGUUAUAGUUGCGGCUAAUGCUCGAUUUAAAGAAUUGAUUGAGAAGAAAGGUUUUGAGUUUAGAGAAAUAAAGUGGGAUAUGAUACACGAAUGG